This is a messenger RNA of Priceomyces carsonii, 969 nucleotides long. It is a transcript of the gene LYS5, whose product is annotated as holo-[acyl-carrier-protein] synthase. The transcript has a single exon. The record is from RefSeq and is a predicted model, not a curated record. Lineage: Eukaryota; Fungi; Ascomycota; Pichiomycetes; Serinales; Debaryomycetaceae. Bases 1 to 969 code for a protein of 322 amino acids. Gene Ontology annotation, cellular component: cytosol. Gene Ontology annotation, molecular function: holo-[acyl-carrier-protein] synthase activity; magnesium ion binding.
AUGGUUACGUUAUUUGAACAUAUAUCAAAGUUCAUAGUUUGCAAUGGAGAAGUAAAAUUAAUCUUAGUUACAACUUCCUUAACGAAAGACAUUCUUAAUUUUUUGUCUGAUGAUUACAAUUUUGAGGUUGCUUUGAGAAAGCUAAACCUCAAAGAUCAGUUGAAAGUUAGGAAUAUCAAAGAUGAGCGUAAUAAAUUCAGAGCUCUUGUUUCAAGGCUUUUUCAAAAAUUAGUAUUGAAUUAUUUGAUAUUUUCCCAUCAGGUUAUCAAUAAAAUUGGCAGUCAGCGAUCUGCUUGGGAGGAGUUGAACUUUCGUUACAAUGAUUACGGAAAACCCCAUUUCCCAGAGCAAGAUGCGUUAAAAAUACAGUUUAGCUUCAGCUCAUCGAAUGAUGUCCUUUGCCUUCUUAUAGAGCUAAACACUUUGGAUCCGAUAGGUAUUGAUUUAUCGCAUUCUGAGCAAGCAGCUAUAUCGUCUCUGAAUUUCAUCAGCCAAUUUCGGCCUAUAUUUGGCUCUGCUGAGCUUCAGCAACUACAAGACAUCCAGGAUGAAAAAUAUAAAUACUUGCUUUUCAAUCAGAUAUGGACUCUCAAGGAGGCAUUUGUCAAAUAUAUUGGUAGUGGUUUAAAUAUUGACUUGUCUAAGUUUGAGUUCAACUUGAGGGAUAGGCUAGCUGAUAAAAGCGCAAAACCUAUCACAAAUAGCGAUUCUUUUAUAAAACGGUAUGAUGUUGAGUGGAAGAAUGACAUUGAAAUUAGCGUUAAUGGGUUAAUCGAAAGUAAUUGUCGCUUUUUAAAAACUCUUGACCUGAUGGAAAUCUUUUGCAUGUCAAGUAUUUUGAGAAAUUCUAAUGGGAAUAAUCUACCAGUAAUAGCGUCAAUAAUAACUCGGAGGAAGUUUCAGCAGCCCACAGACUGCCUUGAAAUAGAUUUUCUCAGAGUUCUAGAGCAUUUAGUAGAUGACGAUUAA